Messenger RNA from Lodderomyces margitis, 2313 nucleotides. RefSeq names its product peptide alpha-N-acetyltransferase complex A subunit. Bases 1 to 2313 code for a protein of 770 amino acids. Gene Ontology annotation, cellular component: NatA complex; cytoplasm. Gene Ontology annotation, molecular function: protein binding; protein-N-terminal amino-acid acetyltransferase activity. NCBI's taxonomy places the organism in Eukaryota, Fungi, Ascomycota, Pichiomycetes, Serinales, Debaryomycetaceae. The transcript has a single exon. The record is from RefSeq and is a predicted model, not a curated record. Gene Ontology annotation, biological process: N-terminal peptidyl-methionine acetylation.
AUGGCACCAAAGAAAGCCACUCCCAUUUUUGUUAACAAGGAAGAUGGUAAUUUCAGAGAGGCUUUGAAAUUGUACGACCAGAAGCAGUACAAAAAAGCCUUGAAACUUGUGGAUGCAAAUUUGAAAAAAAAUUCGAAUCAUGCUGAGUCACUAGCAUUGAAAGGGUGUAUUUUCUACUUUACCGGAAAUAAAGAUGAAGCCGCAACGUACAUAAAGAAGGCUGCCGAUAAGGAUUCCUCAAAUUACCUCGUUGACCACUUGGUGGGAUUAUACUAUCGUGCAUUGGAAGACUAUGUUGAAGCUGCAAAGUGGUUCAAAGCGGCGAUGGAUAAUGGGUCACCCAACAAACCUAUAUUGCGUGACUUGUCUUUUAUGCAAGUACAGAAUCGAGAUUUCAAGCCCUUGACAGAUUGCAGACAGCAGUACUUGGAGCAUGCCCCUGGAUACAGGGCCAAUUGGACUGGUCUUGCCAUUGCCCAGCAUUUGAACAAAGAUUACUCGGGAGCUGUGGCCACUCUCACCAAAAUAGAGGGAAUCAUCAAGGAUCACUUAACAGCAAAUGACAUGUACGAGCACGGCGAGGCAAUCUUGUACAAAAAUCAGAUAAUCUCUGAUUCCGGGAACGUCAGCAAAGCUUUGGAAGUUUUAGAGCAAGAUAUAGAUAACAUUAAAGACCAUUUGUCGUACUUGGAGUACAAGGCAAAGUAUCUACUUUUAUUAGAUCGCAAAAAGGAAGCGUCAUUGGUUUACCGGGAGUUGUUGAAGACUAACCCUGAUAAUAUGCAAUACUACAUCAUGUUGGAGUUGGCAUUGGAGACUAAUACCAAGGACCCAGAGUCGAGAGUUAAAUUGUAUGAAAAGUUGGCCACAUUUUAUCCUAAAUCCGAUCCACCAAAGUAUUUGCCGUUGACGUUUUUGCCUGCCGAGUCUCUGUUGUUCGAGCAAAAGUGCAAAGAUUACAUUAUCCCUCAACUUUUGCGCGGGGUUCCAGCUACAUUUGUAAAUGUGAAACCUUUAUAUGGAUAUGAGGGAAAACUAGAGAUUAUUGAGAGGAUUGUUACUGAGUUUCUCAAGGAGGAAGCUCCAAAAAAUCCAAACCCAACUGUAACAGUGUGGACCUACUUUUAUCUAGCUCAGCAUUUCUUGUACAAAGAGGAUUUGGAUACUGCUUUGAGCUAUAUUGACCUAGCAGUUGAGCAUUCACCCACGCUAGUCGAGUUAUACAUCAUCAAAGCGCGUAUUUUGAAGCACAAGGGCCUUUUUGAAGAGGCUUCCAAUGUCAUGAAUAGUGGAAGAGAGCUAGAUUUGCAGGACCGUUUUAUCAAUUCCAAAGCCACCAAGUACUUGCUUCGUGCUAACAUGGUUGAUGAAGCGAUUGACUGCAUAUCAUUAUUCACAAAGCUCGAUGAAGAGGCUGUUAAUGGGUGCAAAGAUUUGCACUUGAUGCAGGUCAAUUGGGUUUUGGUUGAAAGUGCCGAAGCCUACACGAGAAUGUAUCAUGAGCAAGGGGCUAAACUCAAACAGUCGGACCUAGACAAGGAGAGUGAAGAAUAUGCCACUUUAGUGGAAAACGUUGCCAUGUACAGAGGGUUGGCUUUGAAAAGAUUUCAAGCAAUUGUGAAAAUUUUCAAAACAUUCUACAACGACCAGUAUGAUUUCCACUCUUAUUGUUUAAGGCGAGGAACUCCUCGUGAUUACAUCGACAUGUUGAGAUGGGAAGACAAAAUCCAUGCCACACCAGUAUACAUACGCGCAUUAAAGGGGUUGUCUGAUCUCUACUUUGAACUUUAUGAGGAACAACAGAACGAGUCAUCAGAAGAGUCUGAUGAUGGAGUUAAGAUAAAGAGGAACGGAAAGAAGCCAAAAAAAGCCAAGUCAAACAAGAAAAAGCUGGACCAAGCAGCUAAAGUCGAAAGUGAAAAAGACGACCAAGAUCCUUUUGGAUUAACACUUCUUCUGGAUUUGAAGCAAUCAGAUUAUAUUGAACAAUUGUCUCAAUUAGUUGAGCCUUUAGCAACUGAAGCGCCAAGAGUGAGAACAACCUGGGAACUUCUUUUCAAGAUUUAUACCAUUCAAGGUAAGUACGUGUUGGCAUUGCAAGCACUUAAGAGCUUGGAUAAAAUUUUGAAUAGGGAUAGCGAUAAAAAGCUAAAGGAAAUCGGAGACAAGGUUAUUGAAUUGUCUGAAGUUAGCAAAAAGGACACUAAGGCCAAUCAAGCUAUUGUUAAAGUGGUGGAAAAGGGUUUGUAUGCUGCCUUCCCUGAUUUCGAAAAUUUAUCAGUAGAAGAGUUCUCAAAGGUGUAUAGUGAAUAG